GUGCUUUUUGGGGGGGGUUAAGGGGUAACCCUAAUUGGACGUGGGCCCCACCCUACCCCCCAAAACAACACAAAAACAUAUUUAGUUUGGAUUUCACUCUCAUUAUGCAAAACUGAUUUUUUUUCCAGCAGCUUGAAGAGGAGGAACAGCUUGAAGAAGAUUGAUUGAAGGGGUGAGAAAAGUGACUACAAGCGUGAUAGGAGCUAGAAGAAGCAAGAAGAAGAGGAAGAAGAAGAUUCUUCUACAUUUUGGAGAGAUUUUUCAAGCACAAGUGUCAAUUUGAAAAUUUCACAAUGAGCUCCCAAGGCACGAGUGAAGAUAACAUGGAAAUCCAUUCUCAUAGUGAGAAUGAUUCAGAAUUUGAACCUGAAAAUGAGGGGGGUGACCAUGGGGCUGAUCCUGAAGCCCAAUCUAGUUCUAUGGCAAGUGCAGCAGCUAGUACAGGUUGCCCUUCAGAGUUGUUGGCACCAUAUGCUAGGGGUCAUUUUGAUCCUAAGUCUCCUCUAAAACAGUUUGCUUCACAAAUAUCAGUACAAGGCACUGCAUCACAUUCAAGUGGGGGAACAAGGAAGUGGAAGUGCAAUAUUUGUGACAGAGAAUGGUUCGGUAGCAUUAGCAGGGUGAAUGCACACUUUCUAUUUUGGAGAGGAAAAGGCGUGAAACAUUGUAAGUUUUUGGAGGAACCCAAAAAUAUACAUUACAGAAUUGAGUUUAACAGGCUUUGGGGGGUUCCAGAUGACACAAAUAUUUCAAUGCCUACUACUUUGUCUGCUAGGGCAUCACUUCACGACAGCCAGAAUGUGCCAGUGCCACAUACUUAUCAUGCUUCGCAGGCGGGAGGAAUGAUGUUUGGAUCUCCAUCUACUUCCACUUCUACUGCUGCCAGGGCUGGGAAACGUAAGUUGCAUACACCACAGAGCAACCCCAUUGCUGAUAUGUUUAAUGUGCAGCUGAGAGAUGAGAUAGAUGAAUCCAUUGGCAAUUUCUUCUUUGCCAAUGGCAUUCCAUUUCAUGUUUCACGGUCUCCUUAUUAUAGGAAGAUGAUAGAUAUGGUGGCCAAGGGAGGACCAUCUUAUGUGCCACCAGGGGAGACGAAAAUGAGGACCUCGAUCUUGGAUAAAAGCUAUUCCAAGAUCAAUAUUUUGAUGGAGAAGAUGAAGGCAUGUUGGGUGGCAUCGGGGUGCAGCAUAGUUAUGGAUGGGUGGACGAACAUUAGCCAUCGUCCACUCAUCAACGUCAUGGUCACAUGUGCAGAGGGCCCAUACUUCCUUAGAGCAGUUGAUUGUACAGGGCAUCGUAAAGAUGCUGAUUUCCAGUUUCAGGUCCUCAGGGAGGCUAUUGAGGAGGUUGGGCCACAAAAUGUGGUCCAAGUAGUGACAGAUGCAGCCUAUGUGUGUAGAGCAGCAGGGAGACUCGUUGAGGCAGCCUAUAGACACAUUUGGUGGACCCCAUGUUGUGUGCAUGCCAUGAACAAUGCACUCAAGGACAUGGGGAAGAUUGACUGGAUUAGAGGAGUGGUCACCGAUGCGAGAGAUGUGCAGAUGUUUAUCUGCAACCACCACAUUUCACAUGCACUCUUCAGGACCUUCGCGAAGAAGGAGUUCUUGAAACCAGUUGAGACUAGAUAUGCAUCCUAUUUCAUUCUCUUGGAGAGAAUGAUUGAGUUGCAAGAGGCAUUGCAACUCAUGGUUAUGACUAAUGAGUGGAAUAGGUGGGCUGAGGCCAAGACAGAGCAGGGGAGAAGGGUGAAGGAGAUAGUGAAGAGUGAUGUGUUUUGGACUGAUGCGAAAUACAUUGUCUCCAUCAUUUCUCCAGUAUUCCAGGUGAUCAGAUAUGGGGAUGGGGAUGCACCUAACCUUGGAGAGGUGUAUGAGUGCAUUGACUCUAUGCUUGGCCAGAUGAGGGCUGCUGUGCGAGUGAAGGACCCCUCUCUAGCAUUCUACAAUGAGCAAAUCCGGCCUAUCAUUCAGAGUAGAUGGGACAAGUUGAACACUCCUUUGCAUAUGGCUGCCUUUGCCUUGAAUCCUAAGUGGUACAAGGCUAGACCGGGUAGAACGACACCGAUUGAGGAUGAUGAGGUGAAGGCAGGUUUCUUUAGGUGCAUAGAGAAGAUGUUUGAUUCCAGAGAUGCCGGCACAAUGCGCACUGAGUGGGGAAGAUUUGCCACUCUUAGAGGUUAUUCAGAUGCAGCAAAGAUGGAUAUAGACAUUAUGGCACAGGAGGACCCACUUUUGUGGUGGAAAUGUCAUGGCCCGAAAUCUUUGACCACCACUCUAGCCAUCCGUCUGCUAUCCCAGGUUUCCAGUUCUUCAGCUGCUGAGAGGAACUAGUCUACAUAUAGCUUCAUCCACUCUCUUAAGAGGAACAGACUUACCUCUAAGAGAGCAGAGAAGCUUG
This is a messenger RNA of Cryptomeria japonica (Japanese cedar), 2397 nucleotides long. RefSeq lists its product as uncharacterized. The record is from RefSeq and is a predicted model, not a curated record. Lineage: Eukaryota; Viridiplantae; Streptophyta; Pinopsida; Cupressales; Cupressaceae. The transcript is spliced from 2 exons. The coding region runs from base 294 to 2330 and encodes 678 amino acids.